AUGCCGUUCGAGUUAACUGAAGUUGUUCCAGUGUCUGAUUCACGUUCAAAAACGAAAUCGGCUGAGAACAAAUCCAUCUUUUUUAUGAAACAUAGUCUCACCGAACGUAAACAACUUCACUUUCGCUGUCGUCGCGUCAAUGAUGUAAUGUGUGUCAUCGCUCUAUUUGGUCUCAUUCUCAUGAUUAUCGAUACGGAAUGUCAAUUCAAUCAAAUAUCGGAAUACUCUCUGAUCAUUAUUCGACCUCUGAUCAGUUUUUCCUCGUUGAUUCUCGUCGGACUCGUUAUAUAUUAUCAUCUUCUGAAUGCUCGACUUUAUGCAGUUAACAAUCAUAUUGCUGAUUGGCGUGUUACAUUGAAAUUUCGCAGUAUUGUUAUUAUUAUUUGUGAAAUGAUCGUAUGUGCUAUUCAUCCAUUUCCUCAGAUUUUUAAAGUAACAACAGACAGUAACAAUCUAGCCUGGCUUGAUAUGAUAUUCACGCUGCCCAUGUUUUUCCGUCUUUAUUUAGUAGCGCGCAGCGUAACACAACAUUCUCCAUUAGUCGAUGCUGCGUCAUCUCGUUCAAUCGGGUAUUUAAAUCGCGUGCCCAUGACGAUUUCAUUCAUUUUACGAGCUUUCCUUCAAACAUAUCCUGGUUUAUGCUGGUCUUGUAUGAUGACGACACUCUUACUCAUAACGAGUUGGUCAUUACACGCAUGUGAACAAGGAAUGUGGUUUCCGAUUCAAACACUCUCACCGGCACCAUUAGCAUCGGUUUCAUUUGCUUCAUCAUUUGCCAACGCGACUUGGUUUACGAUUGUUACAUUUACUACAGUUGGAUAUGGUGAUAUAGUCCUUCAAACCUAUUGUGGUCGAGGCAUCGCUUUUCUAACAUCUUUCAUUGGUCUCUUUGCUUCGGCUAUCCUAGUCGCCGUUUUUAUCAAUAAGAUCUCGUUGAACCGAUCGGAACAGAUGGUCUUAGACUUCGUGAAACGUAUCAAUCAAGCACGGGAGUACCGUACGAGAGUGAUGCAAAUUAUCCAAUACUCCGUUCGCGCGUGGUUUCUUCGUCGACAUAAAUCGAAUUAUGGCGCUGCAUUUCCUUCACUUUGUCGAUUACACCGAGCUAUUCAAGCCGCCAAAUAUCUCAAACAACAACGACGAAAUGUUCUCAACGGCAAUGAUUCUUUAUUAAGUAUCUUAACCAAUGUUUAUUAUGAGCAAAAAACGAACGAGAAAUUACUUGUUAAACUAAAGCAGCAAUCAAAUUCAUUUGAUGAUCGAUUGCGAAGAUUAGAGAUCAAAUUGGAUAAUGUGCUGACUGUCCUUACGCGAAAUAACUCUAUUCCUCAACACAGUCGAUUGUAA
Molecule: messenger RNA, 1347 nt
Organism: Adineta ricciae
Lineage: Eukaryota; Metazoa; Rotifera; Eurotatoria; Adinetida; Adinetidae
Source: the annotation of a GenBank genome assembly